Messenger RNA from Cuscuta epithymum, 3744 nucleotides. The record is from the annotation of a GenBank genome assembly. NCBI's taxonomy places the organism in Eukaryota, Viridiplantae, Streptophyta, Magnoliopsida, Solanales, Convolvulaceae.
AUAAGCCUGCGGAAAAACCAGCUAGCGAGUCAAUGAACUGGAAGCACUGAAAACCUGUCAUUCUUUCAGGACCAACUCCAUUCAUAGUUCAAAGGUCUCAUCUUUCUUCCGGUGGAGAGAAUCUUUCACCCAGCCGGUUUUUCUCCCGUUGGCUGCACAAUUUGGAGCAUUUUGAUUUUUUGACAGCGUGCGGGGUUAGCUUUCACGAGGAUGGGGGAUUCACUGCAGAACUUUGGAUCGGAGGAGCCGGAAUCGAUUACGGUAAAGAAUAACUUGUCCAUGGAGAUUGAUCCUCCAGAAAAGGAGAACCUUGCUACUGCGGAGGAUUGGCGGAGGGCGCUCAAAGAGGUAGUUCCAGCUGUGGUAGUGAUCCGAACCACAGCUUGCCGAGCUUUCGACACCGAGUCCGCCAGUGCUGGUUACGCAACUGGCUUUGUUGUUGAUAAGCGCCGUGGGAUUAUACUCACCAAUAGACAUGUUGUUAAACCUGGGCCUGUGGUGGCUGAAGCUAUGUUUGUGAACCGUGAAGAAAUCCCUGUGUAUCCGAUAUAUAGAGACCCUGUUCAUGAUUUUGGCUUUUUUCGCUAUGAUCCUGGUGCAAUACAGUUUCUGAAUUAUGAAGAAAUCCCUCUUGCUCCUGAGGCUGCUUGUGUAGGACUGGAAAUCAGGGUGGUCGGGAAUGAUAGUGGAGAGAAGGUAUCUAUUUUGGCUGGAACCCUUGCUCGGUUAGAUAGAGAUGCCCCACACUACAAGAAGGAUGGCUACAAUGACUUUAAUACUUUCUAUAUGCAAGCUGCAUCUGGGACUAAGGGUGGUUCCAGUGGCUCUCCUGUAAUUGACUGGCAGGGCAGAGCGGUUGCUUUAAAUGCAGGGAGCAAGUCAUCAAGUGCAUCUGCUUUUUUCCUCCCUCUGGAGCGAGUUGUACGGGCUUUAAAGUUUUUGCAACAAGGAAGAGAUUCUACAAACAAAUGGGAGACAGUGUCUAUUCCCCGCGGUACACUUCAGAUGACAUUUGUUCAUAAAGGAUUUGAUGAAACCCGCCGACUUGGUCUUCGAAGUGAAACAGAACAGUUUGUGCGAAAAUCAUCUCCACCGGGUGAAACUGGAAUGCUUGUUGUUGAUUCCGUGGUGCCUGGUGGUCCAGCAUAUAAUAAAUUAGAGUCGGGUGAUGUUCUUGUUUGUACGAAUGGGAAGGUGACUACUCAGUUCCUUGAAAUGGAAACUCUACUGGAUGACAGUGUUGGAAGUAAAGUUGAACUUACAAUCGAAAGAGGUGGUGUGUCAUUGACCAUUGACUUAGUGGUUCAGGAUUUGCAUUCAAUAACUCCUGACUACUUCUUGGAAGUUAGUGGUGCAGUGAUACACCCCCUUUCUUAUCAACAGGCUAGAAAUUUCCGUUUUCACUGUGGCCUUGUUUAUGUUGCAGAACCAGGAUAUGUGCUCUUUAGAGCUGGAGUUCCCCGUCAUUCCAUUAUUAAGAAAUUUGCAGGUGUAGAUAUUUCAAAGCUUGAGGGCUUAAUAUCUGUCUUAUCUAAGUUAUCUAGGGGUUCUAGAGUACCGUUGGAGUACAUUAGCCACACAGACCGUCACCGGAGGAAGUCUGUAUUAGUCACAAUAGAUCGCCAUGAGUGGUAUGCCCCUCCCCAAAUUUACACCCGUGAUGACAGUUCUGGAUUGUGGCUGGCUAAGCCAGCUUUAUCACCUGACUCCAUUCUCCUUUCGGAUGUAAUUCCUGUCAAACAUGAUCUCUCAAGUCAUAAUGUGUAUCCCGCCUCUCUUGAGGGUAGUCCAAUGGACCACACGCCUCAUCAUGUUACCCAAGAGUCAACAGAUGGUGUUACAAAUGUGGAAACUGGUUGUGAAGUGACUGCAGAGGGGCCACGAUCUCAGGAUGUUCUUGAUUCUGGAAUGAAGAAAAGAAAGGUGGAAGAAAACACAUCUGCUGAUGGAACUAUUAUAGCCGAUUGCCCCUUACAUGAGCAUGGGGAAGAAAGAUUAGAGUCAGGGAAUCUAGCAGAUACAGUCCCGAGAGACUAUCAAGGCCCUGCAACAGAGGCUUCUAAUGCCUCAGUUGCUGAGCGUGUGAUUGAACCUACUCUUGUUAUGUUUGAGGCUCAUGUACCAUCAUCAUGUAUGCUGGAUGGUGUCCACUCACAACAUUUUUUUGGAACUGGUGUGAUUGUAUAUCAUUCACAAAGUAUGGGCUUGGUUGCUGUGGAUAAGAAUACUGUUGCAGUGUCAGUUUCUGAUAUCAUGCUGUCUUUUGCUGCUUUUCCUAUUGAAAUUCCUGGGGAGGUGGUUUUCCUUGAUCCUGUCCACAAUUUUGCUCUUGUUGCAUAUGACCCUUCUGCUCUUGGACCUGUUGGUUACUCUGCCGUUCAUGCUGCUGAGCUUAUUCCUGAACCCUUACUCCGUCGCGGUGAUUCAGUGUCCCUUGUGGGAUUGAGCAGAAGCCUGCAGGCAACCUCUAGGAAAUCAAUUGUUACAAAUCCUUGUGCUGCCCUGAAUAUUGGAUCCGCGGAUUGUCCACGGUAUAGAGCAAUCAACAUGGAAGUUAUUGAGCUCGACACUGAUUUUGGUACUAGUUUUUCUGGGGUGCUAACUGAUGAAUGUGGAAGGGUUCAAGCCUUGUGGGGAAGCUUUUCAACUCAGGUCAAGUAUGGUUCCAGUUCAUCUGAAGAUCAUCAGUUUGUCCGUGGAAUUCCAAUCUAUGCAAUAAGUCGUGUUCUGGACAAAAUUAUUUCUGGUGGCAACGGACCUCUUCUUCUUAUAAAUGGUGUUAAGAGGCCUAUGCCACUAAUGAGAAUAUUAGAAGUUGAACUUUUUCCUACUUUGCUUUCCAAAGCCCGCAGCUUUGGAUUAAGUGAUGCUUGGAUCCAGGCACUUGUAAAGAAAGAUGCAAUUAGACGGCAGGUUUUAAGAGUCAAAAGUUGUUUUGCUGGUUCAAGGGCUGAAAAGUUGUUAGAACAAGGUGACAUGGUCUUAGCGAUCAAUAAGGAACCAGUUACUUGCUUUCGUGACAUUGAAAAUGCUUGCCAAGCAUUAGAUGGGUGUGAUAACGGUGAUGCCAAACUGUGCAUGACCAUAUUUCGUCAGGGGCAUGAAAUUGAAGUACUUGUGGGAACAGAUGUGAGGGAUGGAAUUGGAACCACACAUGCAAUAAAUUGGUGUGGCUCUAUUGUCCAAGAUCCUCAUCCUGCAGUCCGUGCACUUGGAUUUCUUCCAGAUGAAGGCCACGGUGUAUAUGUGACAAGGUGGUGUCAUGGGAGCCCUGCACAUCGGUAUGGUCUGUAUGCUCUUCAAUGGAUUCUUGAAAUUAAUGGGAAGCCAACUCCCAAUCUGGAUGCUUUUGUUGAGGUCACUAAGAAAUUAGAGCAUGAGGAGUUUGUUCGUGUAAGAACUGUAUACUUGAAUGGGAAGCCCCGAGUGCUUACUUUGAAACAAGAUUUACACUAUUGGCCAACAUGGGGACUCAGAUUCGAUCCUGAAACCGCCAUGUGGCGACGCAAGAUCAUCAGGGCAUUGGACUCUGGCGUGAUGUGAAACUUCUUGAAUUAGCAGUGAGCUUUCUCCAGGUUCUCUUUUUGAGGUAGUAACUUGUAACUUGUAAUAUAGUCAGAAGCAUGCACUCUGUUCUUAACAGUCACGAUGUAAUCACCGAAUCACGAAUCUGAUAUAUAGAUAUAAUUUAUGAAUAAUGAUGCACUUCAACUUUACUCAUAAGAAAGAAUUUACAGAUUUCGG